CCGGCCAUGGACUAGCAGCGAGAUGAUGUACAGCAUGGUGUCCGAGUACCCGAGCUACGAGGGCCCCCAGCAGCCCCCGGGCCAGUUCCACCCGCAGCCGCCUCCGCAGCAGCAGUACCACCAGGCGGAGGCGGCCCACGACUACUACUACCCCUCGGAGGCCGCCGACAUCAUCACCACCGACAACGGCCUCUGCUACACCAACCUCGACUACGCGGCCGCCGGCCCCGGCGGCGGCGGCGGCCACACGGCCGGCGGACACCACCAGUACUACUCCGAGUACUACCAGGCCACCGACUACUACCCCCAGCAGCACCACCACCAGCCGCCCCCGCCGCCCCAACCUCCAGAGUACCAGCAGCGGUUGCACCAACACAACCACCUGCAACCCAACCACAACCACAGCAGCCAACAGGCCGCCGUGCCCACCUACAAGUGGAUGCAAGUCAAGAGAAAUGUUCCUAAGCCAGCAUGCAAAACGAGCGUGCAGGAGUUGUUCCAGCAACACCACCAGCCGCCGUCACUGCAGCUGGGCCCUUCGCCGAUGGUCAACUCGGGACCGCUGGGCCCCCUGUCGCAGUUGGGCCCCGUGUUGAGUGGCGCGGCGGCCUUGGCGGCAGGCGCCGGCCGCACAAACUUCACCAACAAGCAACUCACCGAGCUGGAAAAGGAGUUUCACUUCAACAAGUACUUGACACGCGCCAGGCGGAUAGAAAUUGCGUCGGCCCUGCAACUCAACGAAACGCAGGUGAAGAUCUGGUUUCAAAACCGGCGGAUGAAGCAGAAAAAGCGGAUGAAGGAGGGCCUCAUCCCUCCAGAGCCCCUCGCGACGAGUCCACCGAGUAGCAGCAGCAACUCCCCGAACUUGAGCGGGCCCCUGGCGCCCCACGAGGGUUCGCCCUCGGCUCCCUAGUCCCGCCUCCUCACGGUUCCUCAACUUGUCUCUCUUUGUGGUGAGAAAACGAAAAAACAUUUUAAUUUGGGAAACAAUGAAAUCUGCUACACGUCAGAAGAUGGAGAGAAAAGAAAAGGUGGCUCGGAAUGAAAAAACAAAACUCUUGUGACUUUUGGUGUGCAUGCUCGUUCACUCGCUGGUUCAUCAUAAUUUAUCAUCAUUAAUUAUCUCAAUGUACUGAUGUAAAUAAAAACCGACCUCUGUAGAUCCUCAAUAAACUUAUGGCAAAUAAUCUAUAAAUUUUUUGCUUCAUUAUUGUAAAUUUCUUCUGAUAAAAAGUGAUUUAAAUUAUUAUUUUUCUCAUAAGUCCCUGGAUUUUACUUUUCCAGCUAAUCUUAAGGUGAUUUGAGAUCAAAUACUUUAAUUAUACUAAUUAUUGUUUAUUGUAAGUCAAUAUUUAAUAACAAAAUGUAAAAAGUAAUUUA
Molecule: messenger RNA, 1380 nt
Organism: Neocloeon triangulifer
Lineage: Eukaryota; Metazoa; Arthropoda; Insecta; Ephemeroptera; Baetidae
Product: homeobox protein Hox-A1
Exons: 3
Coding region: 23-913 (296 amino acids)
Biological process (GO): regulation of transcription by RNA polymerase II
Cellular component (GO): nucleus
Molecular function (GO): RNA polymerase II cis-regulatory region sequence-specific DNA binding; DNA-binding transcription factor activity, RNA polymerase II-specific
Source: RefSeq, a predicted model, not a curated record